Oenanthe melanoleuca is the source of this 2619-nucleotide messenger RNA. It is a transcript of the gene ZNF652, whose product is annotated as zinc finger protein 652. Gene Ontology annotation, cellular component: nucleus. Gene Ontology annotation, biological process: regulation of transcription by RNA polymerase II. Lineage: Eukaryota; Metazoa; Chordata; Aves; Passeriformes; Muscicapidae. Gene Ontology annotation, molecular function: DNA-binding transcription activator activity, RNA polymerase II-specific; RNA polymerase II cis-regulatory region sequence-specific DNA binding. The record is from RefSeq and is a predicted model, not a curated record.
CGAGCCCCGCGCGCGCGCGCCCCCGCGAGGACCGGCGGCGGCUGCGGCGGCGGCCACGUAGCGCUGCGGCGGCGGCGGCGGCGGCCGAGGGGCAGCGGGAGCCGCGUCCGCCCGCCCGCCCGCCCGAGGCGGCGGCAGCAGCAGCGCCUGGGCCCGAGCGCCGAGCCGAGGCAGCAGCGGCGGUCGCUGGAGCGCGGGGGCCGAGCGGCGGGGCCGGAGCGCAGGCACAGGGAGGGAGGCAGGGCCCCGGCCGCCCUGCCCUCCGCCCUCCGCCGCCGCGCCCGCCCGCGCCCCCCUCCCCGCGCCGCCCGGCAUGGACGGCGGCGGGGGCGGCCCCGAGGGCACCGGCCUGGAUAAAAUGCUGGAGGGCUGCGCUUGCUGCCGAGGAUCCCUCCCUGCCCUGCCCCUGCCGUGAUCCCGAGCCUCAGCCCAGCCCAGCCCCCCAGGACCCUCCCAUGGAAGAGGCUCCGGGCCGGAGCAGCCCCCCCGAGACGGAGGGCGCCCCAUGAGCCCCCCCAGAUGAGCCAGGCAGCCAAGGGCGAGCCCCCGCCCGGGGCCGGCAUGGCGCAGGAGGGGCCGCCCGCCUCCUUCUACCCCGGCCAGGAGCUGGACCUGUCCACCAAGGUGUACAAGAGGGAGUCAGGGAGCCCCUUCUCGGUGCUGGUGGACAGCAAAGUGAGCAAGGGCCACCUCCACGAGAGGGAGGAGCAGCCGUUUUUCAGGGAGAGCAGGGCGGUAGGAGAGGUCCGGGCUGUGAAAGAAGACAGGGAAAACUCUGACGACUCUGAGGAGGAGGAGGAAGAGGAGGAAGAUGAAGUGACUUACAAAAGGGAGCAGAUUAUAGUGGAGGUAAACUUAAAUGUGUCCAAAGGGGAGAAGGGUGUCCCCUCCCAGUCCAAAGAGACUGCUGUCCUUAAGAGCAGCAGUGAGGAAGAGGAGGGUGACAGUGGGGAAGAGGCCACGGAAGACAGUAACGAUUACGAGGAGAACGAGAGGCAGAAGAAGAAGGAGAAGAGAGUGGAGAAGGUUGGUGUUGGCCAGAGGAGGAGCAGGAGAGCCGCCUCUGCCGCCGCCGCCGCCCCGCCCGCGCCCCGAGCCACGCGCGGCCGCAGGAAGGGCGCGGAGCCCCCCAAGCGCAAGAAGAAAACUGCCAAGGAGCCCAAGGCGCCCGUGCAGAAAUCAAAGUGCGAGGAGAAGGAGACUCUGACCUGUGAGAAGUGCCCCAGGGUGUUUAACACACGCUGGUACCUGGAGAAGCACAUGAACGUCACCCACAGGCGGAUGCAGAUCUGCGACAAGUGUGGGAAGAAAUUUGUGCUGGAGAGUGAGCUGUCCCUCCACCAGCAAACUGACUGUGAAAAAAACAUCCAGUGCGUGUCCUGCAACAAAUCCUUCAAGAAGCUCUGGUCCCUCCACGAGCACAUCAAGAUCGUGCACGGCUACGCCGAGAAGAAAUUCUCCUGCGAGAUCUGCGAGAAGAAGUUCUACACCAUGGCCCACGUGCGCAAACACAUGGUUGCCCACACCAAGGACAUGCCCUUCACCUGUGAGACCUGUGGCAAGUCCUUCAAGCGCAGCAUGUCCCUCAAGGUGCACUCCCUGCAGCACUCAGGGGAAAAACCCUUCAGGUGUGAGAACUGUGAUGAGAGGUUCCAGUACAAGUACCAGCUGCGCUCCCACAUGAGCAUCCACAUUGGGCACAAGCAGUUCAUGUGCCAGUGGUGUGGCAAGGACUUCAACAUGAAGCAGUAUUUUGAUGAGCACAUGAAAACCCACACUGGAGAGAAGCCCUUCAUCUGCGAGAUCUGCGGCAAGAGCUUCACCAGCCGGCCCAACAUGAAGCGGCACCGGCGGACGCACACGGGCGAGAAGCCGUACCCGUGCGACGUCUGCGGCCAGCGCUUCCGCUUCUCCAACAUGCUCAAGGCCCACAAGGAGAAGUGUUUCCGCGUCACCAGCCCCGGCACCAGCCCCGGCACCAGCCCCUCGCUGCUGCCCGGCCCCUGCCCGGCCCCCGCCGCGGCCGCCGGCGCGGUGACGGCGCUGGGGCUGAGCCCGGCCCCCGCCCGGCCCGGCCCCCACCCCUACGGCCCCCUGGCCCUGCAGCCCCCUCCUCCUCACCCUCCCCACGGGCACCACCAUCACCACCACCCCCCCCAGCACCUGCCCGUGCCCCCCGUGCCGCACCUGCCCCCGCCGCCGGCCCUGUUCAAGAGCGAGCCGCUGAACCACCGCGGGCACGGCCACGGCCACGGGCACGGCAGCGACGGCUUCCUGCGGCACCUGGAGAAGGGCAGCGCGGCACAGCCUCACUGACACGGGCUGGGACAGGACCUGGGACCCAGGUUCGGGGGCUGGCAUCCAGGAUGGGGGAUCUGGCAUCCAGAAUGGGGGAUCUGGGAUCCAGAAUGGGGGAUCUGGGGUGGGAUCUAGGAUGGCAUCGACACCCUGAACCACAGCAAGGGCUUCCUGUGGCACCUGGACAUGGCCAGCCCAGCACAGCCACACUGACACGGGCUGGGACAGGACCUGGGAUCCAGGUUUGGGGGCUGGCAUCCAGGAUGGGGGAUCUGGGAUCCAGAAUGGGGGAUCUGGGGUGGGGUUGAGCUGCUGAGACAC